UUGCUUACGAGUAAAUGUGAUACUUUUAUUGUCAAAGUCUUGUCACACGUCAAACGUCCACGUCCAAAAGCCAAAAGCCCACCUCGGAACAUUAAAUAGAAAGGCUCACAGGGAGGAUUUUUGAUUACAAAAAUGUCAAUCAACCAAAAAUUCUGAAGAUUAUGCAUUGUCCAGUAAAUGAAAAAUAAAAUUUUCGUUAUCUCCCAAAACUGUGAACUUCCUGUAAAGCAUCAUGUGUGUAGAAGAGGAGGAGGUGCCGGCACUAUCCACCUCCUAUUUUUGGAACUGCAUCACCUUCAGCGAGGACUGCCCUUUCUUCACCACCGUCGACCCUAAGUUGCGCUACUUUGGCUUUGGCAUAGCAAUUCUCUAUGGAGCAUUCUUGUUAAUGAUCCUUGCGGACAUGGGAUUCUUCUGGUCUUUAGACAACUUGCAACACCAAGUGGACUACUACAUAAAUCUAGUGACAACAAAAGUGAAACGUGUACAAAUGGACCAGCGCAGGUUGAUGUCCGUGCAGGAGCGAGCCACUAAGCAGAAGAAGAGGAGUGAGGACUGUACGCGGCUGGUGUCUAGUCUCCGAGGGGCGCUGCACUCUGAGAAUCCCAAAGACAUUGCCUUACUUACAAACUUCGACGAUACCACCUCAGCAGACGCAACCGACUGGAAUAGUUUCUUGAAUAUAGUAGAUUACUAA
This is a messenger RNA of Pectinophora gossypiella (pink bollworm), 697 nucleotides long. RefSeq lists its product as uncharacterized. NCBI's taxonomy places the organism in Eukaryota, Metazoa, Arthropoda, Insecta, Lepidoptera, Gelechiidae. Bases 233 to 697 code for a protein of 154 amino acids. The record is from RefSeq and is a predicted model, not a curated record. The transcript has a single exon.